This is a messenger RNA of Canariomyces notabilis, 2040 nucleotides long. RefSeq names its product DAO-domain-containing protein. The record is from RefSeq and is a predicted model, not a curated record. Gene Ontology annotation, cellular component: mitochondrion; glycerol-3-phosphate dehydrogenase (FAD) complex. Gene Ontology annotation, biological process: glycerol-3-phosphate metabolic process. Bases 1 to 2040 code for a protein of 679 amino acids. Lineage: Eukaryota; Fungi; Ascomycota; Sordariomycetes; Sordariales; Chaetomiaceae. The transcript has 2 exons. Gene Ontology annotation, molecular function: glycerol-3-phosphate dehydrogenase (quinone) activity.
AUGUCAAGAUUCACACAAGUCAGGCGCCUGUUGCCCCCGCUCGCCAUCGCCGGCGCGGCAGGCGGUGCGCUCUACUACACAUACCGACCGCGAGACAUCCCGGGUUAUGAGGGCCCUGUAGUACCCCCUCCGAUCUGGGGCGCAGACGGAACCUUCAAGUUGCCUCGAUUUCCCCGUGUGAAGUCUCGCCUCGAGCAGAUCGCCGAUCUUAAAAAAAGCAACACUGGAGACAAACAGGACGAAUACGACAUCCUGGUCAUUGGCGCUGGCGCAACAGGGGCAGGAGUCGCGCUUGAUGCCGCAACCCGGGGUCUCAAGGUCGCUGUGGUUGAGCGGGGAGACUUUAGCUGCGGGACCAGCAGUAAAAGCACCAAGCUCGUUCACGGCGGAGUGCGUUACCUUGAGAAGGCCGUUUGGAAUCUGGACUACGCCCAGUAUCAGCUUGUGAAGGAGGCACUGAAAGAGCGCACUUACUUCUUGCGCACCGCCCCUCACUUGAGCUCGUGGUUGCCCAUCAUGCUGCCGCUCGACAAGUGGUGGAAGGUACCAUACUAUUGGGCUGGCACCAAAUUCUACGACUUCCUCGCCGGGAGCGAAGGCAUCGAGAGCUCGUAUUUCUUGACCAGGAGUAAGGCCCUCGAUGCAUUUCCUAUGCUCAAGCAGGCCGGCCUCGUCGGCGCAUUGGUCUACUACGACGGGGCGCACAACGAUUCGAGGAUGAACGUUUCGAUUGCCAUGACCGCGGCCUUGUACGGUGCGACAGUGGUGAACCACACGGAGGUUACGGGUCUUCUAAAGGAUGAGAAUGGCAAGCUGUGCGGUGCCACGGUCAAAGACAGGAUACCAGAAAGAGACGGGAAGAAGGCGGACAGUUUCAACGUCAAGGCCAAAUGCAUCAUCAACUGCACCGGUCCCUUCACCGACGGCAUCAGGAAGAUGGACGACCCCAACUGCAAGGAAAUAGUCGCCCCCGCCUCGGGAGUGCACAUCAUCCUCCCUGGUUACUAUAGCCCCGCCAAGAUGGGCUUGAUUGACCCUUCGACAUCCGACGGAAGAGUCAUUUUCUUCUUACCUUGGCAGGGCAACACGAUCGCCGGCACAACUGAUGAACCUGCAGCCAUCUCCACCGACCCUCUUCCUGACGAGAAGUCGAUCCAGUGGAUCCUCAAUGAGGUCAGCCACUACCUUUCACCCGAUAUCAAUGUCCGCCGCGGCGACGUCCUCGCAGCCUGGUCGGGUCUGCGUCCGCUCGUCAAGGAUCCCAAGGCCAAAAACACCGAGUCCCUCGUGCGGAGCCACCUGGUCGACAUCUCCGAGUCCGGACUUCUGACCUGCGCGGGCGGCAAGUGGACAACCUACCGCCAAAUGGCCGAAGAGUGCGUCGAUGCCGCGAUAAAGGCGUUCAACCUCCAGCCGCGGCCCGUCACCAACGCGCCGCGCGUGAGCGGCACCGAGGCGGUCGACGACGGCGCCAGCCUCGACGGCUCCUGCCAGACGCACCGCGUGCGCCUGAUUGGCGCCCACGGCUGGAGCCGCACCCUGUUCAUCCAUCUCAUCCAGCACUUUGGCGUCGAGACCGAGGUCGCCAAACACCUCACCGAGAGCUACGGCGACCGCGCCUGGACCGUCGCCGCCUUGUGCCGCCCCACCGACAAGCGCUUCCCCGCGCGCGGCGAGCGCAUCUCGCAGCUCUAUCCCUUCGUCGACGGCGAGAUCAGGUACGCCGUCAGGCACGAGUACGCGCAAACAGCGGUCGACGUGCUCGCGAGAAGGACACGCCUCGCGUUCCUGAAUGCCCAGGCCGCGCUGGAGGCGCUGCCGAGGGUCAUUGACAUCAUGGCUGAGGAGCUCAGUUGGGACCGUAAGAGGCAGGAUGUUGAGUGGCGGAGCGCUGUGUCAUUCCUGGAAUCGAUGGGCUUGCCCCAGCCCAUGCUCUCGGCCACCCGGAAACAGGUCGAGCAGGGCAAGAUCGACUUGAAGUCGUCGCUCGAGUAUCGCAUGUAUUCGAGGCACGAUAAACCUGUCGAGGAUGAGGCCUAG